Messenger RNA from Stereum hirsutum FP-91666 SS1, 1959 nucleotides. RefSeq lists its product as uncharacterized. The record is from RefSeq and is a predicted model, not a curated record. The transcript has 6 exons. Lineage: Eukaryota; Fungi; Basidiomycota; Agaricomycetes; Russulales; Stereaceae. Bases 1 to 1959 code for a protein of 652 amino acids.
AUGGGUUCUCAUGAGAAGUUUGAGGCGGCGUUCAAGGAGGCUGUUUGCGCGAAGCGAUUGUCUGGAUCAAAAGUAACGAAUUUGACCGACCUGGCUAUGGGCCUCAUGACAGAUGACACACAACUGGUGGCUUCUCUGUAUCGGAUGCACAAAGUGCUUCCCGCUUCGGCGAAGGUUUCGAGCCUCUAUGCCAUAGACGCAUUGGCGCGGGCGGCUCGUAGUCGUGCCACCAAGAAAAAGCUCACUGGUGAUAUGUCCACUGUCCCAGGCAACUGCGCGACGUUCUUGCUUAAACUUGAUGGCAUUCUUGACGGAGUUUUUCAAGAUGUUGUCACGUCUGCAGGCUCAGAAGGAAAGGAAAAAUCAAAGAAGGUCCUGGACAUAUGGACAAAGGGCAACACCUUUUCGUCGAGUGUUUUAAAGAGGUUGUCGGAUGUAUUGAAGGCUACGAGUGACGGUACAGGGGAUAAAGCUUCAGGCAGCACUCCAUCCGCCACACCGCCGGCAGCGAUCCGGCCACAAUCGCUUGUACCGGCGACAACGCCACCGAUACCGGCUCCCGUCCAAGCCUCAACAGCGCCUACAACUGUCGAUCCCGCAUUACAAGCAACUCUUCUCGCACUCUUGACACAAGUAUCGAACUCGAAUGGAGCGCCGCCACCGGGCCAAACAAGCGCAAAUACCGGUCCACCUGUGCCACUCCCUGCAUCGGCCCAACAUGGCCACGCGCCCAAUCAGCAUACUCUGCUCCAGCAAUUGACGCAGAGCACGAAUGUAGCACAACUUUUUCCGUUUUCACAUGUACCACAGCAGCCUGCUUUCGCUCCUUCGCAUUCUCCACCUACCCCGCCAACAUUUCAAGGUCAACAUAACCCAUCGGGCAAUCGGGCUGACUACGCUGACCCACGUCGAAACGUCCCUGGGUCGCCAUCAUAUGGGCAUACUGCGCGUAGCAAUUACUCAGAUCAAUACGGAGAGAAUCACUCGUAUCCUGUAGACCGUGACCGUGGAGGUUUUCGAGGUCGAGGGCGAGGAGGGGGUUGGCAGGAGGACCGGAAUCGUGAUCGCUUCCAAAGAGGGCGACCGAGGGAAGAACUUGAUCGCAGUAGAGUGCGGUCGAGCCGUUCCCGAAGCCCUCGGAGUAGUUACUCGUCUGGACGCAGGAGAGAUGUAAAACCAUACAGUCCUCCCCACAGACCAACUUUGGCGGCUCUCGAGGUGUCCCCCGUCGAGCCACCCUCCUCAAAUUCUGUCGGCAAAGAUGAGUUUGGUAGAGAUAUCAGACCGUCCGACGAGUCACCACCACCACCCACAUUGAAAGCGAGCGUCGAAGGAAGCCCUCGCUCACCACGGCGAACCACCGCACCACGAUCCACUCAAUCCGACGGAGACCAGCCCGAGGCAUCGACGUCCACAUCCAACUCUUCGUCUUCGACCAUGUCCGUUCCGCCUCGAGUCGCACCUGGUGCUGUCGGACUGGAAUCAUUCGACAUUUUAAAUUGCGAUUUUAGCGCGCCGGCUUCGUGGGAAGCGCUAGGAAAGGCGUGGGAGGUUACGCAUGGCGUUUUGCCCUCCCAAGAGGAGCUCAUGACAUUCGUGAUGAGCGCGACGGCAAUGGCUAAUCAGGCGGCUAUGAUGUACGGGGGAUGGAUGGGACAAGCUGGCUGGGUAGGAGGUGGAGGAGAUUACGAUUUGGGGAUGGGAGAUACAACGAUGGGCGUCAGAGGGAACGAGUUCGCUUCGCAAGGCGGAGGAUAUGGGAACGGCAACGUCCGAAACCAUGAACAAUGGGGUCAGACCAAUGGGGGCAAUCCUUACGAAGUCACUGUAGACACAAGUGCACAGGAUGGGAACGGGGCCAUUAGUGAAGGAGGUGGGGGUGGAGAACAAGUAGGCUCGAAGGGGAGUAUGCAGAGAGUGGAAGGCAAGUGGAAGUUUGUGCGCGCGAGCGCGUCAUGA